Lachancea fermentati is the source of this 1146-nucleotide messenger RNA. Lineage: Eukaryota; Fungi; Ascomycota; Saccharomycetes; Saccharomycetales; Saccharomycetaceae. The record is from the annotation of a GenBank genome assembly.
AUGUCUGAGACUGUCCUUUCGUUCUUGCGCUAUCUUAAGUGCAGUUAUUUGAAAGGUUUUGCCAAUACUUCACCUUUGAAGAUUGUAUGCGGAAAUCAGUCUGCCGACCUGGAUUCUGUUGUUUCCGCGAUUUCCUUUGCAUAUUUCAGCUAUCUUAAAGACCCCCGAAAUCCAAUCCUUCCAGUGGUAAACAUACCCAGAAAUGAUUUAGAUUUAAGAAGAGAUAUUGUGAGCGUACUCAAGCGACAGUCUAUUCCUAAAAAUUUGCUCUACUUUCAGGAGGAUAUUCGGGAUUUAAAGAGGCAAUUUGGUUGUAAGGUAGAGUCGAUUCUGGUGGAUCACAAUGAUCCACAGUCGGACCUGAAAUUAAUCAUUGAUCGAGUGAUUGGAAUCAUUGAUCAUCAUGAGGACUUAGGACUUUACAAGGAGGAAAUUGCACAAAGUAACGGUCCUCGUAUAAUAACUACUACUGGUAGUUGUUCUUCUCUAGUGUUGAACUACUGGUACGAUUUGAUUGGUCCAGAGUCUGUGGCUCAAAUGAAAGAUUCAUUUCCAUUAUGCCUCGGCGCAGCGUUAAUCGAUACUUCGAACUUUAAGUUUAAGGUCGAGGAAGCCGACUUAAAGGUUUUGGGCAUUUACAAGAAAUAUUUACCAGAGGUUAAUUUCGAAGAAUACUAUAAACAAAUCCGUGAAGCAAAGGAUGAUAUAAGUGGUUUUUCAUUGAAAAGUGUGCUGAAAAAAGACUAUAAGGAGUUUGUUUUCGACAAAUCGUCUUCGCCUGUUCGAUGUGGUAUUGCAUCUGUCGUGAAGCCUCUAAGUUGGUUGAGACAAGAAUACGGGAUUGAAAACAUAGAUCACACAUGUAGUGAACUUUUGAAAGAACAAUCACAGGAUAUCUUUCUGAUUCUAACCAGUUUUAUCAAAGAGAACACCUUUCUGCGAGAAAUUGCUUUUUUCGCACAUCCGGAUACAAUUCACCUAUGCGAUGAGAUUAUUUCACAGGUCAGUCCAGCUUUGAAACUCAAACCUAUUGAUGAAGUACAGGUGUCCUCUGAGAAUUGUUUGAAGGCUUUUGACCAGUUAAAUGUCUCUGCAAGCCGUAAGCAAAUAGCACCAUGUAUUGAGAGAGCUGUUAGAUCAUUAUAA